CAUGCUCAAAUAAGUUGGAGUCGAAAUCGAAGUCGAAGAACUCUAAGAAAUCCAAAGAGAUGGUAGGUAGUUGUGAUCGUAAAACUGAAGAAUCAGCCGCCAAAAGUAAGAAGCAAAAUUUGGCAGACGACACAAUUCAAGGUCUUGGCCCAUCAUGCAAUUAUUUGAAGUUUAUCAUCAAUACGGCGCCCGGUGAUGUAUAUAAAAAUACUUCAAUCCCAUUGCCCGCUUCGGUUUGGCAUUAUGACGAAGAUCGACAAACUUAUGUAAAUGAGGUUGACGUUGAAGAGUUCCUUAGAGGGGCGUGCCUCAACAUUUCAGUGAUCCAAGUCUAUAUGAUGUGUUUAUUCCACGAACACACCUUUGCAUUUGACAACUCUCAGAUUGGGUUUGUUUGUCCCGAGGCAAUGUCAAGCUCUAGAAUCAAGGCCAACCCUCAGGCUGCAUCAAUGUAUUUGAAAGUAGUUUUCAAUGCUGAAAUUGAAAAGGAGAAGAAGGGUGAUCCUAACAUUACCAAGUGGUUUUUGAUCCCAUACCAUCAAGAAAAUCAUUGGAUUUUGUACGUGUUAGACCUACGUAGAGGUUGUGCGUAUAUUUUCGACUCUGCGAUAGGUUCCAACCGAGAAAAUAGUGCAUGGGGAAUCUUGUGUUUGGCAUACCAAGUGUACAAGUUUAAUGAUGGGAUUUGUCCGAAUAGAGCGACUAUGCAGGGGUUGAAAGGCUUCCAUGUAAAGUGUGCUCAACAAGUCGGCGCCCGCGAGUGUGGCUAUUACGUUAUGAAGUUCAUGCAUGAAAUAGUCACGUUACACCAUAACACUGAUGAGCGGCUUACACUCCAAGAAAUGCGCCUUAUACCGAUGAGGAAAUAGAUGUGGUUCGUGAGCAAUGGGCUAAGUUUUUUACAACCGAGUAUUUAUUUACUUAGGUUGUUUAGACACAAAGAUGGAAGCGUUUAUAUCUUCAUGGAUUUGGUAAAGUUCUUUAAUUUUUCCAUAAUUACAAGUCUGCUGGAUUUGCUAAUUUAUUGCUUUGAAUACUAAUCUGCUGGUCUUGCUGCUGCUGCAUGUGAAUUCUGAUCUGGUGGUCUUUAGAAUUUCACUUCCAUCUGUGUGUUUCUCCUCUGUUUGCUUCUGUUGCUGCUCU
Molecule: messenger RNA, 1143 nt
Organism: Spinacia oleracea (spinach)
Lineage: Eukaryota; Viridiplantae; Streptophyta; Magnoliopsida; Caryophyllales; Amaranthaceae
Exons: 6
Coding region: 60-869 (269 amino acids)
Biological process (GO): proteolysis; protein desumoylation
Cellular component (GO): nucleus
Molecular function (GO): deSUMOylase activity
Source: RefSeq, a predicted model, not a curated record